Messenger RNA from Oncorhynchus tshawytscha (Chinook salmon), 2012 nucleotides. RefSeq names its product tubulin tyrosine ligase-like family, member 2 (gene ttll2). NCBI's taxonomy places the organism in Eukaryota, Metazoa, Chordata, Actinopteri, Salmoniformes, Salmonidae. Gene Ontology annotation, cellular component: cilium. Bases 201 to 2012 code for a protein of 603 amino acids. The transcript has 2 exons. Gene Ontology annotation, biological process: protein polyglutamylation; microtubule cytoskeleton organization. The record is from RefSeq and is a predicted model, not a curated record. Gene Ontology annotation, molecular function: tubulin-glutamic acid ligase activity; tubulin binding.
CUGUCCUGCUCGAACCACAUGACUAGGCUACACUAUCUUUCGCGCGGCAGUGGGUUCUCCUAGCAACACGGAUGACCGGCAGCGGUGUGGAGGUCUUAAUAUCACUCGCAGAACUGAAGAAAGCUCGGGACCGGGCGAGAGGUGCCUGUGUUUAAAAAGAAGAGCUCUCUCAUCAAGGAUCAGACGGUUGUUUUCCUGGUAUGGCCGCCGCAGGUGUGUGUGGCCCCACACCCCUGGUGUUCCGGCUACACGAGGGAGCCCCAGAGCUGGUGAGAGAGGUGCUGCUGGAGAGAGGCUGGGAGGAGUAUGAUGAGCAGGGGCAGGAGGAGGGAGGCUGGAACCUCUACUGGCGCACCUCAGCCUUCCACAACUCAGACUAUGAGAACAUACUGCCAUGGCAGAGACUCAACCAUCACCCCAAGACUGUGGGCAUCACCCGCAAGGAUUGCCUGGCCAGAAACCUGAAGAGAAUGAGAGGGACGUUCGGCUCGGGUCUUUACAACUUCAGUCCGACAACUUUCAUCCUCCCCAAUGAUUACACCAGGUUUCUGGCAGAGUACACCAAGCAUCGUUUGAAGAAUGGAGGCAGGUCGGGGUAUUGGAUCUGCAAGCCAGUGGAUCUAUCAAGAGGCAGGGGCAUCUUUAUCUUUGAGGACAUCAGAGACUUGGUGUAUGACUCCUCAGUGAUCGUUCAGAGAUACAUCAGCAAUCCUCUCCUCAUCUCAGGGUACAAAUUUGACCUUCGGAUCUAUGUUUGUGUGAAAAGUUUUCAGCCCCUCAUCAUCUACAUGCAUCAGGAGGGAAUGGUACGCUUUGCGACUGAGAAAUACAAUUUGACAUCUUUGGACAACCUUUAUUCUCACCUGACCAACACGAGCAUUAAUAAGUUUGGCCCCUUCUACACAACAGACAAAGAGAGAGUGGGACAAGGAUGUAAGUGGACUAUGAGUAAAUUCCGCUGCUUUCUUCAUAGCCAAGGUAUCAAUGAACUGUUCCUCUGGCAAAAGAUCAACAACAUUGUCACACUAACUUUGCUCACCAUAGCCCCUUCUGUACCUUCCAGUCCCAACAGUGUUGAGCUCUUUGGGUUUGACAUCCUAAUUGAUGCCAAAUAUAAGCCAUGGCUACUAGAGGUUAACUACAGCCCUGCUCUCACCAUUGACUGCCAAGUAGACGUGACAGUCAAGAAAGUACUUCUCAAUGAUCUGGUUGAUCUGAUGAACUACAAGUCCAUGGACAGCGUUAGACAGAGAGGAUAUCUCAAACAGAAGUACAAACGCCCCUGCUAUCUAGGCAGCCAGUCUCUGCGGUCCCCAGUGCUCCCCAAGUCUAUGUGUGAGCACCACCCAGGAAACAAGAAAAGUUACAGCAUCCAUUCUACGUUUUCUGACAGUAUGAGAUUCUUUCCAUCAGUUGAGAUGAACCGGAUCCGCACUGCAAGGAAUUCCAUAAGCAACACCAAGCGCUCGGCUCUGAAUCCAAUACUCAUCCCACAUUCAAAGACUGCAGCUGUAACUGGAAACAGAAAGACACAUCCAGUGCUCUCACAGAUGACAGAGGCCAUCCAGUGGUCUGAGGCUUCAGACAUAGAGUCAGAGUUUGAUGACAGAAACCUGUCCACACGUGUUAGCCCGUGGCAGGCCUCAAGGCAACCAGCCGGGGGCUGCUGUAAGCUACCUGCCAUUCACAUUCAAAAGUACAAGACUCCUAAAUUCCCAUGGGACCCUAAAAGCCAAGAUAAGAGCACCCCACCACUCCGUGUGGGAGACUUCAUACUGACGUUUCCUUUUAAUGAGGUCACACUGAAGGCGUCGUGGGACAAGCUCAACGUUAAGACUGCAGUCCACGAGGUUCACAAGCUCAUCAGCCAGCUAGCAUCAGGAUGUAGCCACAUACAGAAGAGAGGGACGGAAGAUGAGUUGGAUAGAUGCAAAGAGAAAAAGGAUUUUGGGUCUUUGUUUUGGGGACCUACUAACCCUCCUCUACUUAGUGAGUGCCACUUGUCAAACUAA